UUGAAAAGACGGGUAUUAAUCACCUGUAAUGUAAAGAAACUGAAAUCAUAAUCACCUCUACUUUAAACAUCGUCUGCUGAUUUUGCGCCGAAAGAUGUUUCGUCCUGUCCAUCCUCCUUUCCUCUAAUUUCGCAGCUCCCAAUGGCAAUAACGAAACUGACGCUCGCUAUAACAUCAAUUGCACAAUCAUAUUAAGCACACAACCGGGUUUUUUGUGUAUUCACAAAACAAAAUAAGAAUAAUACAAAGCCACAUGCGGAUAGCCCAAAUGGUCAUUGAUGGAAUGGGAUGGAGCAGUAUUUGGGAUUAGUGUUUAGGGGAAGAAAAGAAAAAAGAAACUGGAAUUUACGCAAAUGGGAGAUAAGUGUAAACAAAGUGGUAGGAAUCAAUCACAGAACCUAAGCUGAUUCUUGCACUGAAAAUAAAGGCUAGAAAGCUAGCGCUAUGGAACUGUCUGAGACAGAAUGAGUUGGAUAAUACUAAGCCACCACUAUUGGCUCCCAGAGACUGAAUGGAGUCAAAAAGCAUCGCCAGAAGUAAUGGCAUCGCUGUUUGAGCCGCGAAAGUAAGCUACGAUUUCAGAAACUAUUAGCUUCGCAGUGGACCGACAGUGUUUUUUUUUUUUUUGGGUUGAAAUAAAACACCACGCAAACGCGAUCUACUCUAUGCGGACUCUUCUUGGGGUUCCAAUGCCAAGUAAGUCUCGUUGCAAGUGUUCCUGCAUCUCCGGUGGAGGUGUGCUCCGUAGUCUUCUUCGUUGAUUCUGCUUGAGGCCAUGAUGCGCCAUCCUGUCAGCACAAAGCUUUUUUGCAGCUGCAUGCACUUCAAGGCCUCCAGACUCCGUUCAACCUGUAUUCUACUACUUAAAGUGCUCAUAGUGGGCAUUUAGGUCAAUUACUUUUACUUCCUGCAACUCAGGGUGCCAUAGCUUGUUCGUUAAUUUGAGAGCCUUCUCCUUUUGUUGUUGACACUAAUAGAAUUCUCCCUUCCUUUUUUCAAUUUUGGUCUGGUUUUAAAGUCUCUAGACCUGGAAAAUGCUUAAAACGGAGAAUUCCCAUAUUUCACUACUGGCAUUAUGUAUAAUUUUGAGCUCAUUUUGUUGCACCCAAGCUAGACAUCAUUCUCAUAAAUCACCUCAACCCGGGAAACAGAAUAACCAUAAUGCCACCAGUUACUUUGAUGUACGAAUAUUUGGGGGCAUUGGGGAUGGAAUAACAGAUGAUACAGAGGCAUUCAAGAUGGCGUGGGACACAGCCUGCCAAAGUGAAUCGGCAGUGAAUGUAAUACAUGUUCCCUCUGGUUUUUCCUUCAUCGUCCAGUCUACCAUCUUCACAGGCCCUUGCCGAGGUCGCUUGGUUGUAAAGGUUGAUGGGACUAUCAUGCCACCUGAUGGACCUGAAUCUUGGCCUGGGAACAUCACUCGGCGCCAAUGGCUUGUAUUUUACAGAAUCAACCCCAUGUCGCUUGAAGGAGGAGGCUUAAUAGAUGGGAGAGGAGAAAAAUGGUGGGACCUUCCCUGUAAGCCUCACAAGGGACCUCAGGGGACAACAUUGCCAGGGCGUUGUGAUAGCCCAGUUGCCAUAAGGUUCUUUAUGAGCUCAAAUUUGACUGUGAAAGGAGUGAGGAUCCAGAACAGCCCCCAGUUUCAUUUCAGAUUUGAUGGCUGCACAAACGUCCACGUUGAAUCAAUCCACAUAACAUCCCCGGCACUAAGUCCCAAUACAGACGGAAUUCACAUCGAAAAUACCAAGGACGUUAGAAUAUACAAUUCUGUGAUUUCUAAUGGCGACGACUGUGUGUCCAUUGGAACUGGUUGUUAUGAUGUGGAUAUCAAGAAUAUCUCAUGUGGACCUGGUCAUGGAAUAAGCAUUGGAAGUUUGGGGAAACGCAACACUCGAGCCUGUGUUAGGAACAUCAAGGUGAGGGAAUCGGUGAUCAAAGAGUCAGAUAAUGGGGUUAGAAUAAAGACGUGGCAAGGCGGAUCGGGAUCAGUAUUCAAAGUGUCAUUCAGUAACAUUGAGAUGGAGAGUGUGAAGAACCCCAUCAUAAUAGAUCAGUUCUACUGCGUCACUCAGGAUUGCACCAACAAGAGUUCAGCAGUGUUUGUAUCAGAUAUAGUGUACACCAACAUCAAGGGAAGCUACGAUGUUAGGAGCCCACCUAUGCGUUUUGCCUGUAGUGACUCAGUCCCCUGCACCCACCUAGCCCUCUCAGACAUAGAGCUUCAUCCUGCUCAACGAGACGCCGUGCUUGAUCCUUUCUGUUGGAAUGCUUAUGGAGAUUUGCAGACCCCCACAAUCCCACCCGUCACUUGCUUGCGUGAUAGGCUUCCUCGUUCCUUUUUACACAAUGACUUGGAUCGUUGCUGAUCCAAUCUUAUACCCGUUUCUAUAAUUGUGAAAGUGUUGUGUGUCCUUGUAUAAGUUACAGGCGAAUGAAUGUUAGGAGUUGAGUUUUAGAUGCUCCUCCCCCAACUAUUUGCUAAACUGUAUCUUGCAAUUAAUCAGGUUUGGAAUGGAAGUUUGGACUUGUUCACCCCUUCA
Molecule: messenger RNA, 2543 nt
Organism: Neltuma alba
Lineage: Eukaryota; Viridiplantae; Streptophyta; Magnoliopsida; Fabales; Fabaceae
Product: polygalacturonase At1g48100-like
Exons: 7
Coding region: 1035-2369 (444 amino acids)
Biological process (GO): carbohydrate metabolic process
Molecular function (GO): polygalacturonase activity
Source: RefSeq, a predicted model, not a curated record